AUGAGCGACAAGGUGAAUACUGCAGCCACAGAAGCUACGAAAGCUCCCAAGGAGCUGAAAGCCGGCGAAAGCAAGUCCCAGGAACCCACUGAGGGUGGUGCCCUCUCGAACAAAGAGCUCAAGGAAUUGAAAAAACGAGAAAAGGCUGCGAAGAGAGCUGCUCAGAAGGAGGCUCAGGGAAUCAGUCCUGAACAACAACAGAAACUUGCUGAACAGAAGAAGGAGAAGAAUCAGGAGCGACAGAUGGCUACCAAUACAAACUUGCGGAAGAAAUUGGACCUGAGCUUGAUCAAAGACGACAACAAGAAGAAGAUUCCUGCGAUGUUCAGUCAUUUGGAAACCCGAGAACAAAGAAACGCAUCAUCUCCUUCAAUUUCUCAUAUUGUUCACCCAGCCAUUUUGUCGUUGUCUUUGAAGAUUUCAAGCUACAAGAUUGUGGGCUCAAUUCCCCGGUUGACCAGCAUGCUAGAGGUGUUCAAGACAAUCAUAAAGGACUACAAGACUCCUUCUAACACAUCUUUACAAAGACACUUGACGGGACACUUGUCGCACCAGAUCGAGUACUUGAAGAGUGCCCGGCCAUUGUCAGUGUCUAUGGGAAAUGCUAUCCGUUGGUUGAAGCAAGAAAUUUCUCAUAUUCCGUUAGAUCUUAAAGAGCUUGAGGCCAAGACCCUCUUAUGCGAAAAGAUCGAUGAUUUUAUCAAGGAGAAGAUCGAGUUGUCCGACCGAGUCAUCAUCGAAAAUGCCUCAAAGCACAUCACCAAUGGGUCCACAAUCUUAACGUUUGGCCAUUCACAGGUGUUGGAACAGUUGUUCAAAUACUGUGUGACCGAGCAGAACAAGAUGUUCAAUUUGGUGAUAGUAGACUCCAGACCGUUGUUUGAAGGCAAGAAGUUGUUGAGAAACCUUGUUGACACCCACUACAUGCCUGGUUCUGAAGAGGUGGGGUCUGAAACCACGUCGGAGGUGAGUAGCAUUAGCAGCCGUGGUCCUAAGCCCAAACCCAUCACUCAAGACUUCAUCAAAGUGCACUACGUGUUGAUAAAUUCGUUAUCGUCGACGAUAUUAGAGGACGUCGACUGCGUGUUUUUGGGUGCCCAUGCCAUGUUGUCGAAUGGUCGGCUCUAUUCCCGUGUGGGAACAGGGUUAAUUGCCAUGAUGUGCCACAACAGAAACAUUCCCGUGUUGACGUGCUGUGAGUCGGUCAAAUUCUCCGACAAAGUGCAGUUGGACUCGGUGACCAACAACGAGUUGGCGGAUUCGGAGGACUUGCUCCAGAAUUUGAAUGGAAAGGAGGCUCCUAAGAAAAAGGCAGUGGCAUUGGAGCAGUUCAUGAAGCAGUUUGAACACAACGAACCACAGGCACCUGUCAAGCCCACCCAGAAGGGCAAACUGCAACCGAAGAAGAUCACGGUGGGUGAAGAGGAAAGAGACAGUAAGCAUGAGUCCCCUUUGAAGGACUGGAAGAAUAUCCCCAACUUGAACAUCUUGAAUAUCAUGUACGACUUGACUCCUCCCGAGUACAUCAAGAAAGUGAUCACCGAGUUGGGGGCGUUACCACCUUCCUCUGUGCCUGUGAUCUUGAGGGAGUACAGAAGCACAUAG
This is a messenger RNA of Yamadazyma tenuis ATCC 10573, 1605 nucleotides long. It is a transcript of the gene DRS2, whose product is annotated as aminophospholipid translocase. Lineage: Eukaryota; Fungi; Ascomycota; Pichiomycetes; Serinales; Debaryomycetaceae. Gene Ontology annotation, molecular function: ATP hydrolysis activity; magnesium ion binding; ATP binding. Gene Ontology annotation, cellular component: plasma membrane. Gene Ontology annotation, biological process: endocytic recycling; post-Golgi vesicle-mediated transport; phospholipid translocation. The record is from RefSeq and is a predicted model, not a curated record.